This is a messenger RNA of Soboliphyme baturini, 804 nucleotides long. NCBI's taxonomy places the organism in Eukaryota, Metazoa, Nematoda, Enoplea, Dioctophymatida, Soboliphymatidae. The record is from the annotation of a GenBank genome assembly.
AUGAACUCCUCAAAACCCGUGAUGAGCAGGAAGCAGAAACGACAGGAUAUGAAGAUGAAAUUUAAGAUAGACACGAAUGCGGUUAUUUUGUCGGCGGGUCUGGAGCCAGUAACGGAGCCUGACGACGUUCAACUUCACGAGACAACAGGCAUUGGCUCAGGGUUGAAUAUGGGGGAUCAGUUCGCAGUCUCUUUGCAGGGCAGAACUGCGAUCGAGAGCCAGCAACUUGAAAGCGCGCUGGACAUCAAGGUCGAAAAUUUCAGCAUCUCUGCGCAGGGAAAAGAUUUGUUCAUAAACGCAACGCUGACUAUCGUGGCUGGAAAGCAUUACGGCCUGGUUGGUCCUAACGGAAUGGGGAAAACGACGUUACUGAAGCACAUCGCCAAUAGAAGACUGGAUAUUCCUCCAAACAUCGAUAUACUUUAUUAAAUCGACGUGGACGACACAUCCGCUGUAAACGUCCUUCUAAACUCAGAUAAGGUCCGCUUGAAGUUACUUCAGGAGGAGAAAGAUCUAACGAAAAGGUUGGAACAGGGUGACCUGUCGGUUAGCACCAAGUUAAAAGAAGUUAGCGAUGAACUGAAAUCGAUCGGAGCUGAUGCAGCUGAACCAAGAGCCCGUAGGAUACUAGCCGGUCUUGGCUUCAGUCGUGAAAUGCAGCAAAAGCCGUCAAAGAAUUUUUCCGGUGGCUGGCGUAUGCGCAUUUCUCUCGCGAGGGCCUUGUUUCUUGAGCCAACAUUGCUUCUUCUUGACGAACCGACUAAUCAUCUGGAUUUAAAUGCUGUUAUAUGGCUUGAUAAGUGA